Messenger RNA from Drosophila ficusphila, 3285 nucleotides. RefSeq names its product oxysterol-binding protein 1 (gene Osbp). Gene Ontology annotation, cellular component: membrane; intracellular membrane-bounded organelle; cytosol. The transcript has 2 exons. Bases 390 to 2741 code for a protein of 783 amino acids. NCBI's taxonomy places the organism in Eukaryota, Metazoa, Arthropoda, Insecta, Diptera, Drosophilidae. The record is from RefSeq and is a predicted model, not a curated record. Gene Ontology annotation, molecular function: sterol binding.
GCAGCAGCCAACACACUCACACGAAACACACACGCACACAGACGCGCACUCAACUUCCACAGUUUCUUUAUUUUCUGCAGGAAAAUUGGAAGCGAAACGACACGAAAUUCGCAGUGAACGCGCGGCGGAUUCGAGACCGUAACGUAACCGGAAUCUCGGUGGUGAUCCGGUGGCCAAGAGCCCACCAUGCGAUGCUAGCAACUGGCCAGGAGCAAUCAGCCACAGCCGUCCAAUAGCCAAUAACACAUCGUUCGAUUUUCGAGGCGAGUCGGAGUUUCGGAACGGAACCAACCACCAAUCGCUAGUCAUCGUACGUGGCGUUAUUCGCGAUCUCGUAGCAGGUGCUCCAUCCGUCCGGAGAAGAAGGACGAACCGGUAACGGAACCGCGAUGACGGACGCCGCUGGCAACGCGCUGGCCGAGAAGGGCCUUCCGGAGAUGAAGGGCUGGUUACUGAAGUGGACCAACUACAUCAAGGGCUACCAGCGCCGGUGGUUCGUGCUGUCCAAGGGAGUGCUGAGCUACUACCGCAACCAGUCGGAGAUUAACCACACGUGCCGGGGCACCAUCUCGCUGCACGGAGCCCUUAUCCACACGGUCGAUUCGUGUACGUUUGUUAUCUCGAACGGCGGCACCCAGACGUUCCACAUCAAGGCCGGUACCGAGGUAGAACGCCAGUCGUGGGUCACCGCCCUAGAGCUGGCCAAAGCCAAGGCGAUCCGAGCCAUCGAGAGCGAGGAAGAGGAGGAGACGGAAACUGCUCACGUGGUGCCCAGCCAGGAGAUCAGCACUGUGGUGCGCGAUCUCACCGAGCGUCUGGAGAACAUGCGCACCUGCUACGACCUGAUCACUAAGCACGGCGCCGCCCUGCAACGCGCCCUCAACGAUUUGGAAACGAACGAGGAGGAGUCGCUGGCCAGCCGUACGAAGAUCGUCAACGAGCGGGCCACCCUCUUCCGUAUUACCUCGAACGCGAUGAUCAAUGCUGGCAAAGAUUACCUGCAUUCGGCAGAGGCCCAGGGCCACAAGUGGUCCAAAAUGCUGCAUCACGAGCGCGAGCAGCGCCAACGGCUAGAGGAGAUGGUUGAACAGAUGGCCAAGCAGCAAUCGCAGAUGGAGCAGGCUGCCGUCCUUGUACGCCAGAACAAACCGGUGCCGGCUAGUUCGGGAAGUGGUACGGCCGGCUCCCUCGUAACUUCGGACGAUGACAUGGAGUUCUUCGAUGCCGAGGAGCAUGGCUACACGGGAGCUGGUCGCUCGGCGGAGUCGCCGGAUCGGGAGCGUGGCACCUUCAUCCUGAAGAUGCACAAACGGCGCAGCAGCAGCGAGGACCAGGUGGAGGGCCAGUUGGAAGGCAGCUCCUCGGAGAGCGAUGAGCAGAAGCGCACCGUGCAGACGGUGCAGCAGGUGUGCUUGGUCAGUGCUCCUCGAGUGGCCUCCGGCGGGCAGGGAGAUGACGACGACGUGGACAAGGCGGUGCCGGCCAAGCAGAGCACCGACUCGAUCUACGGACGGAAUUGGAACCCGGACCUGAUGAAGAAGCGGCGCAACCGAGUACCGGACAAACCGAACCACUCCAUCAGCUUGUGGGGCAUCAUGAAGAACUGCAUCGGCAAGGAUCUGUCCAAAAUACCCAUGCCUAUCAACUUCAAUGAGCCGCUGUCGAUGCUGCAGCGCCUGGUGGAAGACUACGAGUACUCGGAGAUUCUCGACUACGCGGCCACCUGCGAGGACGAGUGUGAGCAGCUGGCCUACCUGGCUGCUUUCACCGUGUCCGCCUAUGCGACGACCACUAAUCGCACCGGCAAGCCCUUCAAUCCGCUGCUGGGCGAGACCUUCGAGUGCGACCGCAUGGACGACUACGGCUGGCGGUGCCUUGCUGAGCAGGUGUCCCACCACCCGCCGGUGGCGGCGCUGCACUGCGAGAGCAAGAACUGGGUGUGCUGGCAAGAGUUCUCCAUGACCAGCAAGUUCCGCGGCAAGUACGUUCAGAUCAAUCCACUGGGCGGAGUAUAUGUGCAAUUUCGAGACAGCGGCAGGCGGUACUCCUGGAGGAAGGUGACCACCACGGUGAACAACAUCAUCGUAGGCCGUCUGUGGGUGGACCAACAUGGCGAAAUGGAGAUCCGGGGAUCGCAGGCGGCGGAGGGCAACAAGUGCGUGCUGAACUUUAUCCCCUACUCGUACUUCAGUCGCGAUGUGCAGCGCAGUGUGAAGGGCGUGGUGAUGAACAAGGACAACGAAGUGAAGUGGGUGGUGCGCGGCACCUGGGACUUGAAGAUAGAGAUAGCGCCAGUGCUGUCGACAUCGGGAUCGGCUAGCAGUCCAACCUACACCACGGGCGAGUUUAAGCUGGCCUGGCGUCGUCGGCCUGCUCCUCCGGACUCGGAUAAGUACUACAACUUCACUACGCUAGCCUGCCAGCUGAACGAAGAGGAGGAGGGCGUGGCACCGACGGACUCGCGCCGUCGUCCCGACCAACGGCUCAUGGAGCAGGGCGAUUGGGAUGAGUCGAACAAGGAAAAGCUGCGCCUCGAGGACAAGCAGCGUACGGAGCGCCGGCGGCGGGAGAACGAGGCGGAACAGGCGGCGGCGGAGGGCAGGCCUUAUCCGGCCUACGAACCGAUGUGGUUUAAGCGGGAGAAGGAGGAGGGCAGCGAGGAGUAUGUGCACGUGUUCAAGAACACCUAUUGGGAGGCAAAGGAGGCGCAGGACUUUGAGGGCUGUCCGGACAUCUACUAGACGACAAGGACGAAAGUAGCGAACGGAGCAGCCGUCGGAGCAACUGCAGCCACUACCACACAGAGCAGCCUUAGCGAAUAUUCUAAAGAUUUCUAAUAUGCAGCCCCUCCACACAACUGCACACCACCCACACAGCCCACACACCACAGCGGACACGCUCCGGCGAAUUGUGGAGCAGCACAUACGCAUAUAGUAGUACCACACUUCGAUCUAGUGCAUAUAUAUAUAUAAAUUAAUUCCUGUAAACUAACCGAGUUCGGUCCAUGCCCCGGCAUCAAAAUUUACUUUAUUUCUGGCCUGACUUUCGGUUCCCCCUUCUACUAGCUAUCCAAACGAGGGCUCGACAAGCGGAUCUCCUUUUCCAGGUUUUCGCUCAAAACCACUAGAUGUCUUUCCUUUCUUUUCCGCAGAAUACGUGUUUCGCCUUUGUUGUGUAUAUAUUAUAAAUCGAACCGAAUAAGAGAGCCGAGGUAGGAGCGAGAGAAUAUGUUAAAUGUUAUAAAUUUAUGCAAUUUAUUAUUAAAGUAUUAUUUAAAUAAAGCAA